Messenger RNA from Olea europaea var. sylvestris, 846 nucleotides. RefSeq names its product dCTP pyrophosphatase 1-like. The record is from RefSeq and is a predicted model, not a curated record. The coding region runs from base 73 to 576 and encodes 167 amino acids. The transcript has 2 exons. NCBI's taxonomy places the organism in Eukaryota, Viridiplantae, Streptophyta, Magnoliopsida, Lamiales, Oleaceae. Gene Ontology annotation, biological process: nucleoside triphosphate catabolic process. Gene Ontology annotation, molecular function: nucleoside triphosphate diphosphatase activity.
UGCAUAUCAGCUUCCUAGGCGUUAUAUACGCUCCCUACCCUCUCUCUCUUGUAGAAGCUCACGGCCGGCUUAAUGAGCAACACCCAAACGGCAGCGGUGGCGGUGGGGGCAUCAGUAAACAGAGAAGGAAUGAAGGGAGCAUUAGGUGAAGGACUGACCCUUGAAGAGCUCAAGGAAAAAAUGGCACUUUUUGCAAAGGAAAGAGACUGGGAUCAGUUCCAUAGCCCCAGAAAUCUGCUUUUGGCACUGGUGGGUGAAGUGGGAGAAUUGUCUGAGAUCUUUCAGUGGAAAGGUGAGGUCCCAAUAGGCUUACCUGAUUGGGAAGAACAAGAAAAAUUACACUUGGGUGAAGAAUUAUCAGAUGUUCUUCUUUACCUUGUUAGGCUAUCAGACAUUUGUGGCAUUGAUCUUAGUAAAGCUGCACUUAGAAAGAUUGAACUCAAUGCAAUAAAAUACCCCAUCAGCCUUUGCAAAGGCUCUUCUCAAAAGCAUAACCAAAUCAAGACCAGUACUGAAACUGCCCUCAACGCCGCUGCCACCGAUGCCACCACCAGCAAUGAAAAUGGUGGUUUAUGAUCUUAUUAGUAGCGUUCUUGUCUUUGUUAUAUUUAUAUUUUGGGGUCUUUUCAGCCUUCCAUUGUAUUUGUCUUUUUAGACAUAAACUCCUGUAGUGGAUUCAUUAUCAUCUAAGGUGGAGAAGGGCACAGUAUAAAGUGUGAUGCUUUGUCUUGUACAAUGUAGGCAAAGUAUGACAUAUGACCCAUAUCAUGUGACUAAAUUGGUUUGUGUAUCAUAUGUGCAAAUAAGGAUUGGUUUUGCAUGAGCUCCAUCCUGGGUGGUAUGCUU